Messenger RNA from Sander lucioperca (pikeperch), 2441 nucleotides. RefSeq names its product cytidine and dCMP deaminase domain containing 1 (gene cdadc1). Gene Ontology annotation, cellular component: cytoplasm. NCBI's taxonomy places the organism in Eukaryota, Metazoa, Chordata, Actinopteri, Perciformes, Percidae. Gene Ontology annotation, molecular function: zinc ion binding; dCMP deaminase activity. Gene Ontology annotation, biological process: dUMP biosynthetic process; dTMP biosynthetic process. The transcript is spliced from 11 exons. Bases 255 to 1811 code for a protein of 518 amino acids. The record is from RefSeq and is a predicted model, not a curated record.
CGCGAAAGUUAUCAAGCCGAUAGGAACCAGGAUGAGAACAGAUGUGCUGUUUUUAUUUGUUUAUGCAAAUAAGAAUUUUGGUUCGCCCGUAAGGCUUUUAUUUUGAAGCAGAUUAUGAAAUAGUGAUCACCUGUCUUGCCUCAGAAGCCCCACAGGUCAACAUCACUGCCGCUUAAACGCUUCUCAUCUUGCUAGUUGCACUUGUCUUAUUGGAAACCAGGACAAGAUAUUAGUUUCGCUAGCUGGCGGACUGAAUGGAGGAAAGCGAGAUAAGGAACCGAGCCGAUCCGGGCCAUACCAUGCCAGGUGGAGAUAAAAGGGACAGUAUGACCCAGACUGAAAGCAGAAUAGGCCUACAGGGUCAUGGCCCCAGGCUAUCAAAGGUAAACCUGUUUACCUUGUUGAGCUUAUGGAUGGAGCAGUUCCCACAGGAGCAACGUCAAGAGGAUCACCACAGUGAGAUCCGCAGGAUGGGUCUGGUGGUGGUGCGGGACAGUAAGGUGGUGGGACUCCACUGUUCAGGACCCGAGCUCCACGCAGGACAGGCAGCCAUUAUCCACCAUGGCGCCUGCCUGGCUGACUGUCAGUUGUACUUUUCUAGGAGACCCUGUGCCACCUGCCUCAAAAUGAUCAUCAAUGCUGGAGUCAGUCAGAUCUCCUUCUGGCCCGGAGACCCCGAGGUCAGCAUGCUGAGGUCCACCUCUGCAAAGCACUCAAGCUCCCACAGUCCACCUGAGUGCAUCACAGAGGAUGCUGCGUUGGACGCCGUGGCAGCGGAGAAGCUGAAAUCCAACAGCCGUCCCCACAUCUGCGUGCUGCUGCAGCCGCUGGCGCCCGGCCUGGCGCAGUUUGUUGAUGAGACGUCCAGAGAGUGUGAUUUCAUAGAGAGAAUGAUUGAUGAUGAACCGGGGCUGAACACAGACACACUCUUCCACAGAGAGCGGACAAGGCUCCUGAAGGAUUUUUCCAGACAGCUCCUGGUCAGGACGUCUCAGCAGCACCGGGAGAUUUUGACCCACAUGGGUCUGGAGAACUUCUGUGUGGAGCCGUACUUCUCCAACCUAAGACACAACAUGAGGGAGCUGGUGGAGGUUCUGGCUACUGUGGCUGCUGCGGUGCCGCUGCAACACUACGGCUUCUACAGGGAACAGCAUUCAACCUCUGAGCCAGCACUAGCCAGCUCACUGCCUCCGCAUCACGAGGGACUAUCCCAAGAAGUGGCUCGCCAUUGCAUCAUCCAGGCCAGGCUGCUGGCUUAUAGAACAGAGGACCCUAAGGUGGGUGUGGGUGCUGUCAUCUGGGCCAAGGGACCAUCGGCUGGCAGUGAUGGAACCGGGUGUCUGUACCUGGUGGGUUGCGGGUACAACGCUUACCCAGCAGGCUCACAGUACGCAGAAUACCCCCAGAUGGACAACAAGCAGGAGGACCGGCAAAGACGCAAAUACAGAUACAUUGUCCACGCAGAGCAGAACGCCCUCACCUUCAGGACUCGACACAUCAAACCGGAGGAGCCCACCAUGCUCUUUGUAACUAAAUGUCCGUGUGAUGAGUGCGUCCCUUUGAUCAGAGGAGCCGGCAUCACACACAUCUACACAACCGACCAGGACAGGGACAAGGACAAGGGAGACAUCUCCUACCUGAGGUUCAGCAGCCUGAAGAACAUCAACAAGUUCAUAUGGCAGAGGAGCCCAACCUCUCCUCACCAUGCCAAUGGUCAUGUCGGGAAGCACAGCAGGCAGGCGGAGCAGGAGAGCCACAGCAACAAGAAGCUGUGCACCAACAAAUCCCACGACUCAACGGCUGUCAGCUGAACAUCAGCUGCGAUUGGAUGGAUGGAUGGACUGACGGAUCAAUGGAUGUACCAAAAACGACGGAAUCAUGUUUUUAGCUCUCGUGCCGCAGCUUUGAUAUUUCACGGCUGCAUCAACACAGCUAGAACUGGGAGAAAUCUGAAGAUCAAAUCUGUGGCGCACAUUCUUUGCACUUUUAUAAAUACCUGGGAUUGAUUUUGUGAACCCGAUCAUUGGUCAGUCUGUAUGUCAUCAGGACAUAAGACAUUGACAUCUUUCCUGUGUCCCUCUAUAAAAUCUGCUGCUGUAUGUUUAUGCUUUACACCAUGCUGAGUCAUAGGCAGCCAACUCUGGCAGUUUUCAGUUGGAGAUUUGUAAAGAUUUGCACCUAAAAAGCUAAAUUUGGACUACCGGAGGCGGCUUCAAAAAGGAAGUGCUAGUGGUAGGUACUAGGAGAACAGUCACCCAUAUCCUUUAAGUCUCAAAUCUAAGAAGUGAGUUAUGGCAGUGAGUUGGAGAGAUGGAAACAAACUGAAAACAAUACAACACACUGACCUCAAAGUGGAUGGAUGGAUGGAUGGAUGGAUGGAUGGAUGGAAAGCACGUGGAGGUUGGAUGAAAAGAACAAGGCUAGGAAAUAGGGAUACCCCC